This is a messenger RNA of Labeo rohita (rohu), 3727 nucleotides long. Its product is annotated as NACHT, LRR and PYD domains-containing protein 3. Bases 331 to 3483 code for a protein of 1050 amino acids. The record is from RefSeq and is a predicted model, not a curated record. Gene Ontology annotation, molecular function: protein binding. NCBI's taxonomy places the organism in Eukaryota, Metazoa, Chordata, Actinopteri, Cypriniformes, Cyprinidae. The transcript has 10 exons.
ACAGACUGACUGCAUUUUGUAAAAAGAAGAAGGUAAACAACAGCAGGAGAGAAAAACUGUUGAAAUGCUGCUAUAUAGAGACAGAACAGAUUUAUGAAUGAAGUUUGAUUGAUAUUCUUCAUUGUUGAGACAGACUGUUGCAUUGCACCCCGGACAACUACUCCCAUCAUCCAUCGCGCUGAUUGAGUCAGCACCUGUGGCCAAUCAGGCACGCUAUAGAAGCUCCGGACUUUCCCUCUGUAAGUCCCUCUUCUUAAUGAGGAUAGAGAGUUUCAGCAUUUCUAGAGGCCACCAGUGUGUUGAAGAGUGAAGAGCUGAAGAGUGACAUCCAUGGAGAAACUCCCUGAUCUCAGUGAUGGAGCAAUGACCUCUGACCCUCACACUGCUUGUAAAAUGAAUCUCUGUGAGAAGACAGAGCAGGAGGAGGAGGAUGUUUGCACACAUAAAGCAGCAUCUCCAGAACCCAGCUGUGUGUCUAUGAAGAGUGACAAAUCCAUGGAUCAUCCCAUAGAUCUCAGUGAUGAAGCAGUGACCUCUGACCCUGAAGUGAAGAGAGAUGAGGUGAAGAGAUCAUUGACGCCUAGUCAGACUCAUCUGAUUAAUACCCAUCACAAAACCAGCAUGAAGAACAAAUAUGAGAGUUUAUUUGAGGGAAUCAAACUGCAGGAGAAUCAAACCCUCCUGAACAGGAUAUACACACAGCUCUACAUCAUAGAGGGAGAGAGUGAAGGAGUUAAUGAAGAACAUGAGGUUUUACAGAUGGAGAAAUCACUCAGAACACAAGACACUCCAAUCUACUGCAAUGACAUCUUUAAACCCUUACAUCAACCAGGAUGUGAGGAGAAAGACAAAAUCAAGACUGUUCUUACUAAAGGCAUUGCUGGGAUUGGAAAAACUGUCUCUGUGCAGAAGUUUAUUCUGGACUGGACUGAAGGAAAAGCCAAUCAGGAUGUAGAUUUCAUGUUUGUGCUUACAUUUCGAGAGCUGAACUUGAUUAAAGAUCACCAGUACAGUCUUCACAGACUUCUGCUGGACUUUCAUCCUGAACUUCAAGAUCUAGACUCAAAGAUUUAUGAGGAGUGUAAAAUUGUUUUCAUCUUUGAUGGUCUGGAUGAAAGCAGAAUCACACUGAUGUUUUCAGAUGAUGAGAAAGUUUGUGAUGUGAAUGAGUCUUCAACAGUGGGUGUGUUGAUGUCAAACCUCAUCAGAGGAGAGCUGCUUUCCUCUGCUCUUAUCUGGAUCACCUCCAGACCAGCAGCGGCCAAUCAGAUCCCCUCAAAAUACAUCAACCGAGUGACAGAAAUUCAGGGAUUCAAUGAGCCUCAGAAGGAGGAAUAUUUCAGGAGGAGAAUCAGUGAUGAGCAUCAAGCCAACAGAAUCAUCUCACACAUUAGAAGAUCAAGAAGCCUCAACAUCAUGUGUCACAUACCCGUCUUCUGCUGGAUCUCAGCCACUGUGCUUCAAAACCUCCUGAAACAAGAUGAGAGUGCAGAAAUCCCUCAAACUCUGACUGAAAUGUACAUCCACUUCCUGCUGACUCAGAUCAAUAUAAGGAAUCAGAAGUAUGAUGAGAGAGAUCCAGAGAAACUCCUGCAAUCCAACAGAGAUGUGAUUGUGAAAUUUGCUGAACUGGCUUUCAGGCAGCUGAUGAAGGGUAAUGUGAUUUUCUAUGAGGAGGACCUGAUUGAGAGCGGCAUAGAUGUUACUGACACCUUAGUGUAUUCUGGGAUUUGCACUGAGAUCUUUAAGCAGGAAUCUGUGAUUCAUCAGAGGAAAGUAUACUGCUUCAUACAUCUGAGCUUUCAGGAAUUUCUAGCUGCUUUCUUUGUGUUUUACUCCUAUGUAGUCAAGAAUAAGAAAUCACUUAUGUUGUUUCUGAGUGAACAGUAUAAGAGGUACAGUCGGGGAAACUCUAUGUAUGACCUAUUAAAAAUAGCAGUUAAUAAAUCUUUAAAGAGUGAAAAUGGACACCUGGAUCUUUUCCUGCGGUUCCUGCUAGGCAUCUCAUUGGAGUCCAAUCAGAGAAUCUUACAGGAUAUACUGACACAUACAGUGAACAGCUCAGAGAGUAUCAAUAAAAUUACACAGUACAUUAAAGACAGAAUCAAGGGUGCUGAACGUCUCUCAGCUGACAGAAGCAUCAAUCUGUUCCUCUGUUUGCUGGAAAUGAAGCAUCAGACUCUGUACAGAGAAAUUCAGGAGUUUGUAAAAACAGAGAAUCACUCAGUGAAAGAACUCUCUUCAUCUCACUGCUCAACAAUCGCCUACAUGCUUCAAAUAUCAGAGGAGGUGCUGGAUGGGUUUGAUCUCAAGAAAUACAACACAUCAGAUGAGGGUAGAAGGAGACUGUUACCAGCUGUGGUGAACUGCAGAAAAGCUCUACUUGCUGACUGUAAUCUGACUGGCCAGUGCUGUGAAAGUUUGUCUUCAUCUCUACAAUCAUUAAACUCCACGGUAAGAGAGCUAGACCUAAGCAACAAUGACCUGCAGGAUUCAGGAGUAAAGCUACUCUCUGAUGGACUGAAGAGUUCAUGCUGUCAACUCAGCAUACUGAGACUUGCUGCCUGUAAACUCACUGAUCAGUGCUGUGAAAGUUUGUCUUCAUCUCUACAAACAUCAAACUCCUCACUGAGAGAGUUGGACCUGAGUCAUAAUGACCUGCAGGAUUCAGGAGUGCAGCUGCUUUCUGAUGGACUGAGGAGUUCCCACUGUCAACUUAACAUACUGAGGUUAUCUGGCUGUAUGGUGACAGAGCAAGGCUGUUUUUUUCUGGCUUCAGCUUUGAGUUCAAACCCCUCACACCUGAGAGAGCUGGAUCUAAGCUACAAUCACCCAGGACAAUCAUUAGUCAAGCUGCUGUCUGAUUCAAACUACAGACUGAACAAACUCAAUGUGGAUAAUGGUGGAGAGUUCAGGAUUACAGCAGGACUACAGAAAUAUGCAUGUGAUCUCACACUGGAUUUGAACACUGCACAUACUCGACUUGCUCUGUCUGAAAGAAACAGGAAGGUGACUUGUGUAGUAGAGAACCAGCUGUAUCCUGAUCAUCCAGACAGAUUUGAUGACUGUCAUCAGAUUCUGUGCAGAGAGAGUCUGACUGGACGCUGUUACUGGGAGGCUGAAUCGACUGGGUUGGGGGUUUAUAUAUCAGUGACAUAUAAAGGUAUCAGAAGGAAAGGAUGGAGUGAAGACUGCUGGUUUGGAUUCAAUGAAAAUUCCUGGAGUCUGAACUGUGGUCAUAAUAAUUUGUCUGUCAGACACAAUAAUAAGAUCACAUAUAAAUCUGCCCUUUUACAUCGCUCUAACAGAGUAGGAGUGUAUUUGGACUGGCUGGCUGGCCGUCUGUCCUUCUACAGUGUCUCUGACACACACAAACUCACACACUUAUACACAUUCAACACCACAUUCACUGAACCGCUCUAUGCUGGAUUUGAGAUUUAUUCUGAUAGUUCAGUGUCUCUGUGUGACAUGAAACAGCAGUGAGAAACAACUGAGACACAUAGUUGAGUGAAAGAAACACUCACAUUAUCUUUAACUCACAUAGCUGUAAACUCUUUCUCUCUUCUAAUCUUAUUUAUGAAUAUAGAAUUAUUUAUGUGAAUAGAAUCACACAUGCUGAAUUUGGUCUAAAUGAGAUACCACAGAUUCCUGAUGUGUUUUAAUAAAGUCAUUUGUGGAACUCGUCUUCCACUCCAUGUGUAUUAAUUUAAUCCUCAAAUUACCUUUA